This is a messenger RNA of Linum tenue, 1529 nucleotides long. The record is from the annotation of a GenBank genome assembly. NCBI's taxonomy places the organism in Eukaryota, Viridiplantae, Streptophyta, Magnoliopsida, Malpighiales, Linaceae.
GAACCGCAUAACUACGGAACCACCUGAAGAAGAAGGAACGGAAGAGUCAAAGUCGAUUAAUUAUUAUUUUGGAAGAAAACUUCCCAACGGGAAAGGGGAAGAAAGAGCGGUGAAACCACCGCGCUGGCGCUGGUGCUGGUGCUGGUGCGGCGACUAGAAGAGGCGCCGCGAAACGGAAGAUUAGACGAAAACACGAGACAGCCCACUUGAUAACCGCGUGACUGCAGCAAUCAAUUUUACGCGGCCGCGGAUUUCCCCUUUCCUUUCCCCUCUGGAAGCAAAGCAACAAGAUCUACCCCUCUUUCACUUUCUAUUUAAACAAAGGCACGGCCUUGGAGCUCCAAAGUCAAUUUUUCCAGAAAACAAAUCUACCUUUUCAUCGACCUGCGGUUCCUUCUCCAGAAAAUACAUCUUCCUUUCCAUCGACCUGCAGUUCUUUCUCUUCGUCUUCUGAGCAAUUCGAUGUCGUUCGCUUCUGGGAUUCAUGGUCAGCUGCUUGAAGUCACUGUUGUUGGGUGUACGAAACUGAAAGAUACCGAAUGGAUUUCAAGGCAGGAUCCUUACGUUUGUGUUGAGUAUGGUAGCAACAAGUCCCGGACAAGAACUUGCACAGAUGGCGGCAAGAACCCCACGUUUCAAGAGAAGUUUGUGUACACGCUUAUUGAGGGACUGAGGGAAUUGAAUGUCGUAGUUUGGAACAGCAAUACAUUGACGUUUGACGAUUUCAUCGGCAGUGGGAAAAUUCAAUUGCAUAAGGUUCUAUCAGAGGGCUACGAUGACACAACUUGGCCACUUCAAACGAAAACCGGCAGGCAUGCUGGGGAAGUCCGACUCAUAAUGCACUAUGCCAAUGCUAAUAAACCAGCCACAAGUUACGCUCAUUCGGCACCUUCAUACGGAACACAUGGUCCCCACAUCUCAAUGUACUCAGCACCACCACCAUCAGCAUAUGCACCACCUCAAGCACCUGCUACCAUGGCAGGUUAUGGCCCUCCCGCAGCUGCUGCAGGUUAUGGCCGACCUCAACCUGCAACCACGUUAGCAUAUGGAGCAAUGAGUACAGCCUCUCCAUAUGCUAAUGCUCCCCCAACAGCACCCUAUCCAUCACAUCCUUACUCCUCGUAUCAUCAGCCUUCAGCGUAUCCUCCAUCUCCUUACCCUUCUAUGCCAACUUCUUAUCCUCCGCCAUCUUCAGCUUAUCCUCCUCCACCAUCAGCCUAUCCUCCACCUCCACAAGGCUCGCCUUAUCCUCCAGGCCCUCCUGGAUAUUAUCCUCCUCCGCCAUAUUAGGGGUGAAGAAGUUGGGUCUGCCCGGCUGCCCAAAGCGAAAUGUAAAAUCGAACUUGAAUCCUCAGUACAUAGAACUAGGAGCUUUAGCUGUGAGGACUGUUGUCAUGAAUAUUUGUUGGUUGUAUUGUUUUGGUAAAACAAUUGACAUCAAAUUCUGGAGAAGGGCUUUGCAGAUAUUUUCACCCUCUUUUCUUCUCUGAUAUUCAAUGUUGAUGUCAAUCAAAUUCUUUGUUCUGUUG